Dermacentor silvarum is the source of this 792-nucleotide messenger RNA. RefSeq names its product solute carrier family 25 member 34-like. The transcript is spliced from 3 exons. The record is from RefSeq and is a predicted model, not a curated record. Bases 1 to 792 code for a protein of 263 amino acids. NCBI's taxonomy places the organism in Eukaryota, Metazoa, Arthropoda, Arachnida, Ixodida, Ixodidae.
AUGACGUUGGAUGAGAACCUGGAGCCGAGCGUGCGGCUGAGCGCCAUUUCGGGCGCACUGUGCGGCGCCCUGGGCGCGUUCCUGGGCAGCCCUCUCCAGCUGAUCAAGUGCCAGCUUCAGACGCGCGCAUCGCCCCAGAUCGCCGUCGGUUAUCAGCACCACUACCCCUCGAGCUUGGAGGCAUUCCGUACGAUCUACCGCACGCACGGCCUGAGGAGGGGACUAUGGCGCUCUGCGCAGGCCAACGUCCUCCGGCUUUCCAUCGGCUCCGCCAUCCAGAUGGGCGCCUACGUGCAGCCAUCGCCCUUGCCCACAGAUGUGUUUAAAAGCAGCUGCCACUGCCUUGAUGCUGGUACUGCGGGCACUUGCAACCUGACGUUACAGUCGCCAGAUGGCAGCCAGACCAAGGGCCAGGCUAAGCGGAAGCUGUCGCACUUCGAUGCCAACGGGUUCCACCACUUCAUCACCUCCAUGGCUGCGGCGGUCUACUCGAGCAUCGCGGCUGCACCUGCUGUCUCCAUGCUGGACAUGAUCAAGACGCGCAUGUACUUGCAGCCGGUGGACAGGCGCGGCCGCGGCAUCUACUACGCUAGCGUGCUUGACUGCAUUCGCAAGAUAUACAUGAUGGAAGGCGCUGCGGGCUACAGUCGCGGCAUGCUCGUCGCUUUCUUCUACUCCAUAGUCAACUCGUCCAUCACGCUGCUUUCGUGGGAUGAGCUUAAGCGGCUGCGCGUCGAGUCUCGCGAACAUCACGAGCUCGUUGUCGAGAUUAUCUACCAGAGGGGCCAAUGA